AUGGCUUCGACGACUACGACUUCUGAUUUCUUCAAGCCUUUCCUCUCUUCUUUCUCUCAUGGUAAUGCAACGCAACGAGGUAGUAGACAGAACGUGGUAUGGUUAAAUCGCAAGCGUUAUAAGAAUUAUAACAGAUCUCUUCGUAUUAAUGGACUAUUCGGAGGCGGUAAGAAGGAUAAUAACGAGGAUGGGCAAUCAAAGGCAGGGAUACUUGGUAAUAUGCAGAAUCUUUAUGAGACUGUGAAGAAAGCUCAAAUGGUUGUCCAAGUAGAAGCUGUUAGGGUACAGAAGGAGCUAGCUGUUGCUGAAUUUGAUGGAUAUUGUGAAGGAGAGCUUGUCAAGGUUACAUUAUCGGGUAACCAGCAACCGAUCCGCACUGAUAUCACUGAUGCAGCAAUGGAAUUAGGUUCCGAAAAACUAUCACUACUGGUCACAGAAGCAUACAAGGACGCACACACAAAGAGUGUUGUGGCUAUGAAAGAAAGAAUGAGCGACCUUGCGCAGAGCUUAGGCAUGCCGCCGGGACUCAGCGAUGGAUUAAAGUAA
Arabis nemorensis is the source of this 546-nucleotide messenger RNA. The record is from the annotation of a GenBank genome assembly. NCBI's taxonomy places the organism in Eukaryota, Viridiplantae, Streptophyta, Magnoliopsida, Brassicales, Brassicaceae.